GUGCUUCUCCUCCUCGAUCCCUCGAGUACCCGGGAGGGCCGCGUCUUUGGCUGGAGGGUGAAAUGGAACCUCUCCCGGGGUGCUCGGAGAGAGUCCCUUUGGGGCAGCGCCCCCCCUUCCGGAGGGCAGCAUCCUGGUGGGGGUGGGGGCUCAGCUUUGAUCCCAGGGCACCUUUUGUCCCUGGAGACGCCCUGCCAACCAGGUAUGUGGAGGUAGAAAUGAUGGAAGAAUUGCAUAGCCUGGACCCACGACGGCAGGAAUUGUUGGAGGCCAGAUUUACUGGAGUUGGUGUUAGUAAAGGGCCACUCAAUAGUGAGUCUUCCAAUCAGAGCUUGUGCAGCGUGGGAUCUUUGAGUGAUAAAGAAGUAGAGACUCCAGAGAAAAAGCAGAAUGACCAGCGAAACCGCAAAAGAAAAGCUGAACCAUAUGAAACGAGUCAAGGGAAAGGCACUCCUAGGGGACAUAAAAUUAGUGAUUAUUUUGAGUUUGCUGGGGGAAGCGGGCCAGGAACCAGCCCUGGCAGAAGUGUUCCACCAGUUGCACGAUCCUCACCGCAGCAUUCCUUAUCCAAUCCCUUACCGCGGCGUGUUGAGCAGCCCCUUUAUGGUUUAGAUGCCAGCAUUGCCAAGGAGGCGCCGGAGGAGCAGUCUGCUCUGCCAACCCUAAUGUCAGUGAUGCUGGCAAAGCCCCGGCUCGACACAGAGCAGCUGGCACAGAGGGGAGCUGGCCUCUGCUUCACUUUCGUUUCCGCUCAGCAAAACAGUCCCUCUUCUACAGGAUCUGGCAACACAGAGCAUUCCUGCAGCUCCCAAAAACAGAUCUGCAUCCAGCACAGACAGACCCAGUCUGACCUCACAAUAGAAAAAAUAUCUGCACUAGAAAACAGUAAGAAUUCUGACUUAGAGAAGAAAGAAGGAAGAAUAGACGAUUUGUUACGAGCCAACUGUGAUUUGGGACGGCAGAUUGAUGAACAGCAAAAGAUGCUAGAGAAAUACAAGGAACGAUUAAAUAGAUGUGUAACAAUGAGCAAGAAACUCCUUAUAGAAAAGUCAAAACAAGAGAAGAUGGCAUGCAGAGAUAAGAGUAUGCAAGACCGUUUGAGGUUGGGUCACUUUACCACUGUCCGACAUGGGGCGUCUUUUACGGAACAAUGGACAGAUGGCUAUGCUUUUCAGAACCUGAUCAAGCAACAGGAAAGGAUAAAUUCACAGAGGGAAGAAAUAGAAAGACAACGGAAAAUGUUAGCAAAGCGGAAACCUCCUGCCAUGGGCCAGGCCCCUCCAGCAACCAAUGAGCAGAAACAGCGGAAAAGCAAGACCAAUGGAGCUGAAAAUGAAACGUUAACGUUAGCAGAAUACCAUGAACAAGAAGAAAUCUUCAAACUCAGAUUAGGCCAUCUUAAAAAAGAGGAAGCUGAGAUCCAAGCCGAGCUGGAAAGGCUAGAAAGAGUUAGGAAUCUACAUAUCAGGGAAUUAAAAAGGAUACAUAAUGAAGACAACUCACAAUUUAAAGAUCACCCAACGCUAAAUGACAGAUAUUUGUUGUUACAUCUUUUGGGUAGAGGCGGUUUCAGUGAAGUUUACAAGGCAUUUGAUCUAACGGAGCAAAGAUACGUAGCUGUGAAAAUUCACCAGUUAAAUAAAAACUGGAGAGAUGAGAAAAAGGAGAAUUACCACAAGCAUGCGUGUAGGGAAUACCGGAUUCACAAAGAACUGGAUCAUCCCAGGAUAGUUAAGCUGUAUGAUUACUUCUCACUGGACACUGACUCGUUUUGUACAGUAUUAGAGUACUGUGAGGGGAAUGAUCUGGACUUCUACCUGAAACAGCACAAGUUAAUGUCAGAGAAAGAGGCCCGGUCCAUUAUCAUGCAGAUCGUGAAUGCUUUAAAGUACUUAAAUGAAAUAAAACCUCCCAUCAUACACUAUGACCUCAAACCAGGUAAUAUUCUCUUAGUAAAUGGUACCGCGUGUGGUGAGAUAAAAAUCACGGAUUUUGGUCUUUCCAAGAUCAUGGAUGAUGAUAGCUACAACUCAGUGGACGGCAUGGAACUAACUUCGCAAGGUGCUGGUACUUACUGGUAUUUACCACCGGAGUGUUUUGUGGUUGGGAAAGAACCACCAAAGAUCUCAAAUAAAGUUGACGUCUGGUCAGUGGGUGUCAUCUUCUACCAGUGUCUCUAUGGAAGGAAGCCUUUUGGCCAUAACCAGUCCCAGCAAGACAUUCUACAAGAGAAUACUAUUCUUAAAGCUACUGAAGUGCAGUUUCCGCCAAAGCCAGUAGUAACACCUGAAGCAAAGGCGUUUAUUCGACGGUGCUUGGCCUACCGAAAGGAAGACCGCAUCGACGUCCAGCAGCUGGCCUGUGACCCCUACUUGCUGCCUCACAUCCGAAAAUCGGUCUCCACCAGUAGCCCUGCUGGAGCUGCUAUUGCAUCGACUUCUGGGGCGUCCAAUAACAGUUCUUCAAAUUGAGACCAACCCGUGGGCCACAAACUGUUCAGCACAAAGGGACAAAUGGCAUUCAGCAGCGGGUUUGGAACAUAGCGAAUCCAAAUGGAUCUCAUGAAACCUGUACCAGGUGCUUUUAUUUUCUUGCUUUUUCCCAUCCAUAGAGCAUGACAGCAUCGAUUUCUCACUGAGAAGAAACCUGCGGCAGCUCUGGCCAGGCCUCCUAGGAAAAGGCCUGCCCGGAGCCCCAUCAAACAGCCACUGUGUGUGGCUGUGCUGAGUUGAGGAAAAAUGUAAAAGAAAAACUGGUUCCAUGUACUGUGAACUUGAAACCAUGCAGACUCAGGGGGUGUCCCUGAUGCAGUGCUUCAGAUGAAGAAUGUGGACUUGAAAAUACAGACUGGGCUAGUCCAGUGUCUAUAUUUAAACCUGUUCUUUUCUUUAAUAAAGUUUAGGUAACAUCUCCUGAAAAGCUUGCAGCACAAAGGCUCAGCUGGGUGGGGGGGUGUUUGACUUCAGAGGAAAAAUGUUAUUAUUACCCUUUAAAGGGACUAGAGUUAGUGUUUGAUCCCUAAAUAAUUUCAAUUUUUAAAAACACGCAGCUCCGCCCCUCCCCCCUUUUAAUUUUGAAAGCGUGCAUUUGGUCAUAAAGUGAAGCCCAUGUUAGCAAGGACGUGGUGAUGUUCGUUCCAUUCACAUGCAGCGUCUUCCUCCUUGUCUGCUCUGUGUGCUCUGGGGCAGGUCGAGGGGGGUGCUCAGUGGCUUUGCCCGUGGACAAAGCGUGAGGUUAGAAGGCUGCAGCUUGGAGUCACUAGGGUUGCAACUAUUUCUUCACAAUUUGAACACUUGACACGGUUGUCCCUUUUAAUUUAUUUGAAGUGCUAUUUUUUUAAAAUAAAGGUUCAUCUGUCCAUGCAGUCCUCCUGGAUUCUCUGAGGGUAAUGGCUGUGGAAACUGGGCCAAAGACAGCCAGGAACCAGGCUGGGGAGUCAGGCGCACCAGGGACCAGCCCCUCCUACCCCGGCUGUUGUGCUUGUCCACUGGGGUAGUUCUUGUGAACCACGUGCUCAAGCGUGAUCAGCACAUAAGCUUUCCUCUGUUAGAUCUUUUGGCAGGAACCCACCUCCCCCCCAGUUCUCUAGACCUGUGAAUGUGUGCCCAGUGUGUGUGUGUCUCCGUGUGCACGUGCACACACACUGACUCACUGGCAUAGCUUCAUCAAGUGGAAUUAACGAAAUAACCUCAAGGGAAAUAAGUAUCUCAAAUAAGAACAUUCUUUUUUUUAAAAAAAAACAACAAAAAUUGCUUGUUUUGAGAUGUAUGAUCAUUUGAAGAUGAAGCUGAAACGGGAGACGGUGGCCCCACCAUGCCCUCGGAGCAGCGCUCGGCAGCAGGGACGGAAGGAGGCCAGAGCUGCACAUGUGGUAGCCAGCUUGGAAUGUUACUGACAUAUGUGGCAAGAGGGCUGAGCCAGAAAUAUUUAAAGAUGCAGCAUCCAGGGCGGUAGGGAGGCGGGAGACCAGUCAGGAGAUGGUGAGAGCGCUUGCGAGAGCUAGGAUUUCUAGGCCUUUUAGUUUAUGAGUCUGCCCUUCGCAGUCUGAGGCCAUCCCUGAGUUUUCCAAAGAGGAUCUCUGAAUGGAAGGAAGUCGGGCCCAGAACUCUGUGUCCCCAGGUCUCCUCUGUUUUCUCGCAGUUGUGUGUUGGUGUGCGUGUUUUUAUGUGUACACACACAAGCACACAUCUUUUUUUAAAAGCGGGGGUGGGAGUGGGGAGAAAUGGGCGGGGCUGUUGCCUCCCAACUAUCAGGCACAGAAAACACAGGAGGGGUCUCCCAGGUUGAGCAUAGUGCUGAAAGGACGGUGUGUGCAAAUGUGAAGAGAGCCGUUUUUAAACACACAAGUAAGUUCUAUUCCCCCUUGAAUGAACUUGUCGAUAUUUUUCCUUUCAGUAAAAAAAGAAAAAUUUUUUUUAAGGCUGACAAAAUGCAUCUUUAAGCUUUCCAUCUACCUUCCUGUCCUCCGCUCCCCGCUGGGCACAUCCUUUCAGCUGCAGGGCUUCUGUUGAUCCCCCUCUGGGAGCCGGGCCCUGGGCCUGGCUGGGCUGCCCAGCUUGGCUGGGGCUGGGCAGGGCCUCGCCCCACACCGAGUCGAGGCCUGGCGGACACGCGGGGCGCUGACCUUCUUGUAGUCUGGUUUUUCGCCAGUGAAAUCACUGACUGGAGUUCUUCCAUGACUUAUUUUGUUAAUGUGGGUUUCAAUUUUCCCAAGGAUAGUCCCUCAUUGCCACAAUGUUCAUUUCCUUUAAACAAUGGCAACAACAAAAGUGUAUUAAUUUGUAAUUAAAUUCAGCCAGACUGUUUUGGCCUUUCCCAACAUGGGGGCAGGGUGGGGAAAGGAUAUUAAAAUGAGUUUUAAGACGUGAA
This is a messenger RNA of Echinops telfairi (small Madagascar hedgehog), 4869 nucleotides long. It is a transcript of the gene TLK2, whose product is annotated as tousled like kinase 2. NCBI's taxonomy places the organism in Eukaryota, Metazoa, Chordata, Mammalia, Afrosoricida, Tenrecidae. Gene Ontology annotation, cellular component: nucleus. Gene Ontology annotation, biological process: intracellular signal transduction; peptidyl-serine phosphorylation; chromosome segregation. The record is from RefSeq and is a predicted model, not a curated record. Gene Ontology annotation, molecular function: protein serine/threonine kinase activity; ATP binding. The transcript is spliced from 22 exons. Bases 63 to 2471 code for a protein of 802 amino acids.